This is a messenger RNA of Sphaeroforma arctica JP610, 480 nucleotides long. RefSeq lists its product as hypothetical. Lineage: Eukaryota; Ichthyosporea; Ichthyophonida. The coding region runs from base 1 to 480 and encodes 159 amino acids. The record is from RefSeq and is a predicted model, not a curated record. The transcript has 4 exons.
AUGUACACUCCCCCUCAACACGUCCUGUAUACUUCGGACGGUCCGUUUGGAUUCAUUGGAUCCCUGUUGGCCGAGAUGUUGGCCUUGGUCACGGAACUGGGCAUGCAGUUGAACAGUGAAAGGGCGGCUCUGAUGUUCGGGUGCCUGUUGACCUGCUUCCUGAACAUCGUGCUCAUGGCGGCAGUGGUUGUGGCUGUGAACGACGCCGAGGCCGAAAUGCUGAAGCCACAUUACUCACUUUAUUCUCAUCCACUGCAUGUCAUGCCACCAGUUGCGCCUGUCGGCCACUCUCUUUGUGAUCAGCCUGUUGAACUGCUGGUGGUUUCUGACAUCGUACCGCAGAUACACAGUGCAGGCCAAAUUCGGGUACAAAAGGGAACCGCUGUAUCUGUGGACUCCGCCGACCAUCUCCGUGUGCCUGUGGUGGUGAGUCUCUCAUUUAAUGCUCUUAGCUGGUGUCUGUGUACAUUGACGUUAUAG